This is a messenger RNA of Elaeis guineensis (African oil palm), 1692 nucleotides long. NCBI's taxonomy places the organism in Eukaryota, Viridiplantae, Streptophyta, Magnoliopsida, Arecales, Arecaceae. The record is from RefSeq and is a predicted model, not a curated record.
AAAAUCCUGCCGAAGAGUUUAUCGGCCGCGACCCUAAGUCCCCUCCCUGUCUACAGCCUCUCCCCCGAGUCAUGGGCUAAAGCUCUGCGGAUCCCCUCCUAAGCAAGAGUGCUCGGGGUCUCUUCACGCCUUCGCUCGGAGUCGCUAGCCCCGCCCCCAAAACCUACCAGAGGCAAUGAAGAACUCUCUAGCUUUUGUCAAAUGGUUGCUCCUCCCUCUCAUCAUCCUCAGCGCAACCCACCUCUCCACUGCCAAAAGGACCCAAGCCAUGUCACAAGCCCAUGGCCUAGACCACCUUCUCACCCAACUAUCUCACUGGAGGAAGCAUCAACCAAUAAUAGAGUACAAUACAGUUUUAGCAUGGAUCCUCUGUUUCAUAGCUGCCUCAGUUUCAAGUGCAGGAGGGAUUGGUGGUGGAUCCCUCUACCUCCCCAUCCUGAACCUUGUGGCUGGCCUAGACCUCAAGUCAGCCACCAGUUACACAGCCUUGAUGGUCACAACAGGGUCAUUUUCAAAUGUGUUAUAUAACAUCCUCUUCGCAAGCGCAGGUCCUCGAGGAAAUUCUUUGAUCAACUAUGAUAUUUGCCUGCUCUUAGAGCCAUGCAUGCUCUUGGGGGUGAGCAUCGGGGUUCUGUGCAACCUCAUGUUUCCAGAUUGGCUAAUAACUGUCCUUUUCGCUGCCUUCCUCGCAUGCUCCACCUACAAGACCUGCACUAGUGGGUUCAAGCGCUGGAAGUUGGAGACGGAGGAGGUGAGGAGAGGAGAGGCUUCUAGGCUUGAGGGUGCUGGGGGUGAAGAAGAUGAGAAGGGGAUGGAAGAACCUCUCUUGGGACGUGGGGCAGAAGACGGUGUGCUGAGAAUUCCAUGGAAGGAUGUGGCGGUCUUGAUCUUGAUUUGGCUCUCUUUCUGCGUGCUUCAUGUCCUGUUAGGAUAUGACAAUGGGAAGGGUGUGAUAAACGUAAGACCAUGUGGAGUUGCAUACUGGCUCAUCACAUUAUCCCAAAUUCCUUUAGCGAUUGCUUUUACAACGUAUAUUCUGCAUGAUAUGAAAAAGAAGAAAUCACAAUAUCAAAGUCGCCAACAAAUAAAUGGCAAGGGCGCCGUAGCGGAUGCGGGGAUUGAAGCCUUACCCAUAGUUGUUUUUCCACCCGCCGCACUCUUAACAGGGGUUUUCAGUGGCAUCUUUGGCAUUGGAGGAGGAUUGGUCAUAAACCCUAUGCUUCUUCAGAUUGGAUUACCUCCGCAGAAUACGGCAGCAACAACUAUUUUCAUGGUACUAUUCUCAGCAUCAAUGUCCACCGUUCAGUAUGUAAUCCUCGGGAUGAAAGGGAUAUAUCAAGCUACAAUUUAUGCUAUGGUUUGUUUUGUGGCUUCAGCUAUUGGAUUGGCCAUCUUAGAAAGAGCUGUAGAAAAGUCAGGCAGGGUUUCUCUCAUUGUGUUUAUGGUUAGCAUGGUAAUGGCCUUAAGCUUGGUUUCAAUUACUUUCUUUGGAGGAAUAGAUGCUUGGAAGCAAUACACUAGUGGAAGCUUUAUGGGCUUCAAACCACUUUGUUAAGCUCUCUGUAUGCCUUUGCAUGUUGUAAGUAGUGUUAAGUUUGUUACGUAGAGAGUUGUGAAAAUUGAAAGUGCAUUUUUCACUGAUGUAUAAAAGACUAAUCUAUGGCCUGAUCAUAGUCCUCUACAUUGGAUCUA